Molecule: messenger RNA, 5911 nt
Organism: Hemibagrus wyckioides
Lineage: Eukaryota; Metazoa; Chordata; Actinopteri; Siluriformes; Bagridae
Gene: add1
Product: adducin 1 (alpha)
Exons: 18
Coding region: 183-2825 (880 amino acids)
Biological process (GO): barbed-end actin filament capping; positive regulation of adherens junction organization; positive regulation of establishment of endothelial barrier
Cellular component (GO): focal adhesion; adherens junction; postsynaptic density
Molecular function (GO): actin filament binding
Source: RefSeq, a predicted model, not a curated record
AGUUCGGCUCGGGCAAGGUAGGGGGGAACGCUGAUCGGGUUUGUAGCAGAAGCAGAAAGCAGCGCCGUGAAAACACUGGACUGUCCGAAAAAUAGCCCAAAAUAUCGGCGAGUCCGCUUCUGGUUCCGAGUCGCUGUCCUUCCACGCAGCAUUCACGCAAAAACUAAAGUGCGGACCGCAGGAUGAACGGAGACUCCGGCGCUGGGGUGGUGGCGGCCACUCCACCCACAAACCCGCCACAUAAAGAGCGCUACUUUGACCGAGUGGAUGAGAGCAGCGCCGAGUACCAGAGAGAGAGGAACAUGGCGCCUGACCUCCGGCAGGACUUCAACAUGAUGGAGCAGAGGAAAAGAGUGUCCAUGAUCCUGCAGAGCCCGGCGUUCUGUGAUGAGCUGGAGACCCUGAUCCACGAUCAGAUGAAGAAGGGGAAGAACCCCGCCAGCCUGCUGGCCCUGCAGCAGAUUGCCGACUUCAUGACCACAAGCGUGCCCACCAUGUACCCCGCCACCCCGCAGGGAGGCAUGGCUGCGCUCAAUAUGAGUCUGGGUAUGGUGACCCCAGUGAAUGAUCUCCGGGGCUCAGACUCCAUCGCCUAUGAGAAAGGAGAGAAGCUGCUGCGCUGUAAGCUCGCUGCCUUCUACCGCCUGGCGGACCUGUUUGGUUGGUCUCAGCUUAUCUACAAUCACUUAACUGUCAGACUGAACUCUGAACAGGAACGCUUUCUGAUUGUCCCGUUCGGACUUCUAUACAGCGAAGUCUCCGCCUCCAGCCUGGUGAAGAUCAACCUGCAGGGCGAGAUCGUGGAUAGAGGCAGCACUAACCUGGGUGUGAACCAGGCCGGAUUCACCCUGCACUCCGCCAUAUACUCGGCCCGUCCUGACGUCAAGUGCAUCGUGCACAUCCACACUCCUGCUGGCGCAGCGGUUUCAGCUAUGAAGUGUGGCCUCCUGCCCAUUUCUCCCGAGGCUCUGUCUCUGGGUGAGGUGGCCUACCAUGACUACCACGGCAUUCUGGUGGACGACGAAGAGAAGAUCCUCAUACAGAAGAACCUCGGCCCCAAGAGCAAGGUGCUGAUUCUGAGGAACCAUGGGCUGGUGUCAGUAGGAGAAACUGUAGAAGAGGCUUUUUACUACAUUCACAACCUGGUGACAGCCUGCGAGAUUCAGGUCCGCACCCUCGCCAGUGCAGGUGGCCCUGAUAACCUGGUCAUGUUGGACCCAGGGAAGUACAAAUUACGUCCUCAUCACCCAGAACCCGCUGGUGAUGGGACGAGCCCGCAUCCCAAGUGGCAGGUCGGGGAGCAGGAGUUCGAAGCCCUCAUGCGGAUGCUGGAUAAUUUGGGCUACAGGACCGGCUACCCGUACCGCUGCCCGGCUCUGCGCGAAAAAGCUAAAAAGUACAGUGACGUCGAGAUCCCGCCGUCCGCCACGGGCUACUCGUACGCCGAGGACAGCGACUCGGGCGCUCGCUCUCCGCUGAAGCACAGCUUCCAGCGGGGACAGCGCGACAAGACCCGCUGGCUGAACACCGGCCGGCCGGAUGAUACCCCCGAUGAGGGGCUGGAGGGCAGCGGCAGCCCCAAGGCGAAGACUAAGGUGUGGACGAACAUUACACACGAUCACGUCAAACCCUUGCUGCAGUCUCUCUCGUCCGGUGUCUGCGUGCCAAGCUGUAUAACCAACUGCUUGUGGACGAAGGAGGAGAGUGUCCGACAGGCUGCUGUGGCCAAUCAGUUCGUUCCUCUCAACACCAAUCCUAAAGAGGUGCAGGAAAUGCGCAACAAGAUCCGUGAGCAGAACCUGCAGGACAUCAAGACAGCAGGACCUCAGUCUCAGGUGCUCACAGGAGCUGUGGUAGACCGUUCCUUUGUCCAGAGAGCGACGAUCUGGCAGGACGCUCCUCUGUCUGACUGUUUGGAGUGUAUCGAUGGCCUUGACCUCUCAGACAGCUAUAGUCCUGCUAGGUCUGUUAGAAAGGGGGAGCUAGUGACCGCCUCUAAAGCUAUCAUUGAGAAGGAAUACCAGCCACGCGUGAUCGUCACCAAGACCGGACCAAAUCCGUUCAAUAAGUUGACCGACCAGGAGCUGGAGGAGUACCGUAAAGAAGUGGAGCUCAAACAGAAAGGACAAGAUGUACAGGUUGCUGCUCCCGGCAGAUCAUCGGUCUCAGUUUCAGGAGGAGUGUCCACUCCUCCUGCCUCCUCAAAUCACAAUUCUGAGGAGAAUCAGCUCAUGGCAGCUCCUUCUUCUUCUGAUGCUGCCCCAGACCGAAGUACAGAACCUGAGGCAGGAUCAGGAAGGAUCAGUCCUUCUGGUCCUCCGGAAUCUCCACACAAGGACUUUCACUGUGCUGUGCUGAAAGCCCUCAGUGUCACUACAGACUUGUCCGGGCAUGAUGAGCCUGAACAAGACGGCCAAGCUGAAGAUCAACCACAGGAGUCAGAGGAGUUGGGGAAAGGUCCGAGCCCCACCCGUACCCCGCCAAGCACUCCGAUUAGAGUAGAAGAAGAACGGCAGCAGGAGCAGAGCCCUAAAGACGAAAGCGACGCCGCCACUUUAAGACAGACCCUCCCCGACCUGACCCCCGACGAGCCUUCGGAAGCCACCACCUCCGCCCUCCCUGCCGAAGACCCCGCCCCCUCUCAGCCGGACCCCGUUCCAGCUCACAUAGACGGGGAGGAGCCAGUCGCCGCUGACGACGCCACCGGUGAUGCCGCAGGCGACGCGGGCAGCGACGAGUCUCCCAACAAAUCCCCUUCAAAAAAGAAGAAAAAAUUCCGCACCCCAUCAUUUCUAAAGAAAAACAAAAAGAAGUCCGAGUCCUAGAGAGGAAGGAAACUCCUAGGAGAACAAGCCACAUGUUCCUUUUUCUUGUUUUAAUUUGUUUUAUUUUUAAAAAAAAAUCUUUUAGCUAACCUCGUGUUCACUUUUAGCUUGUGAAUGUCGUCAAUUUUUUGUUUUCUGUAAUUUUUUUUUUUUAAACGUGUUUUUUUUUUUUGUGUGUGUGUGGCUUCAUUACGCAUGCGUGUCUCCGCCCACCUUUUAGCAGAGAUUUAUUUUAACUCCCUGCUUUUGUAAGAAAAGAAAAGAAUAAAUUUACCAAGCUUAAUUAACCACUAAGAAUGUAAUCGGAUUGUAUAAAAAUGUAUUCAAGUGUCUUGAGGAAAAAAAAAAAAAUAGGAAUGCGAUUUAAAAAAAUAAUAAUAAUAAAAAUUGAAACUGGUUCAAUCUGGUUUAAGAAAAAAGAAACAGAAAUAAAAAAAAAAAAGCAGCACGGUGCUAAAAUUGUCUAUUAUAUCGAUUUGCGUCGCAUUUGGUCAUCUUGCCAAGCAGGUGACCGGCUAACACUCUGUAGCUGAUUGUAAUCUACUGCGGGAUCAAAUCGAUGGACGCCGUAAAAAACAAAAAACGGCGAGGAGACUCGGCUUAGAGGGAACGGUGACGUUUUCGACGCGGAACAGAUUCCGUGAUCUAACUAAUCGAAGCUCGGAAGACGUGUGUAAUCGUAUAAAAAUGUAUAUAGCGUAACGAAUCUUCACACUUUCCUCAUUAUCGUAGUUUAAUUUCCUAACCUUUGAGAUUUCUAUGUUUUGCGUUUUAUAUCUAAUGAAAGAAAUCUUCACUCAAAGCCGUCGAAAUAUUUUACACCGUCUUUACAUCGUCCUUGACUCUCUCAAAUUCUAUUAUGUUUAUUCAGAUUCAUCAUAAAUCUUCUGAAAGUUUGUCCCCAGCUGUAAUUUCCCGUCACGCUACAAGUCGAAUACCUUCAGCCUUGUAACUAUAACCAAUAAAAAUAUAUAGAAAUAUAGAAAGAAUCUGAAUUCUAGCGUUCGUCCAGCUACUGUAGGAGUCGUGGUGAUUUUCCCGGUCUCUCCGUGCCGUGUGCUUCAUUUCAGCUCGGUUCUAACGUGAAAUAUAUGAAACGUUAAAGAUUUCGUAGUCCCUCUGUCAUAAACGUCAAGCGAAAGGCGGAGUUUCGGAGAUUUAGUAAAAUGACAAAAAUAAUGUCGUGAUUAAAAUCAGGCCCAGUUUCAGCUCAGAAAAACAUUACAGCAACACUAACAGGUCAAAAAGUACUAACUAAAAUUGUUUUCGGAAUAAUAUGAUGGAUUAAUUAUUCAGACUCUUAAGGCAAGACGCUACAGAUGGAUUUAAAAAAAUAAAAAAUAUAAAAUCUGUAUUUUUUUUUCUGUUUUAUUGGAAAGAUUUUUUUAAAAAUUUGCAAUUUUUUUUUCAGUUCAUGCAAAUGAGGCUUGGUUUGAUUAAAUAUGCAUAAGUUUACAUACUCUUUAAAAAUAAAACUGCUGAUCUCUGGAUGAUUUUGAAAUUAAGGCGAUUAUUUAUAACUCUCAAAAGAAGAGAAGGAAAGGCUUUUACAGAAACGUUGGAAAAUUAUUUCUUUACUGAAAAUUUAUUUUUAUUAUUUUUUUUCUUUUCUUUUUUUUUAAAAAAAUAAUAUUUUUUCUCAAUAUAAAAAUCACACAAAUCCCCCGAUUGUCAACAUUUCCAACAGAAUAUUAUUUUUAAAUUUAAAAAUAAAUUAAAAAAUAUAAUAAAAGCAAUAAAAAAAUAAAAUAAGAAUGAAACAUAUAUUAAAUCUGAUUUUUAAGGAAAGGAGACUGAAAAUGCAGCAUGAGUUCAUAUGUUUCGAGUGGGUGUGAGCGAUAAAGUAAAAAGAAACAGAUUGGGGAUACGACGCGACGUGAUUGUGACGAGUGGGCGGAGCUUAAUGCCCGAUUCGAAGUGGCUACGGUUCGGUAAAAACCAAAAGAGUGAAAUCUUUAUUGCUAGACGUGUAGGACGUCUUUUCGGACAUUUUUUUUUUUUUUUACCCAAAUUAAUCAAAAGAGAUUGUCAGAAACGAGCGAUUCUACCUGUAGUGUCUUGCCUUAAAGGGAUAAUUAACCUGAUUAUAAUAAUUAAUCAUUAUAUUUCAGCCUUUCUACUUCCAUCACUCUCCGUAAUAAAGGUGUACUUCUUGGACUUUGUCGCUGCUGUGCUAUCAUCCAGGGGCAUUUCACGAGGUAUCUUUAUACCUUUAAUAAAGAAUUCACUGCUAAUUGAAGGUUCCAGUAAAAGGUCGCGAUGGUAGCAUCGGAGUGACCAGGAAGAGUCCAGUUUAGUACCUUUCAGUGUCCACUUAAAAACCUUUCAAACAACUCUCGAGCCCUGUGGUUUAUAUUUUUCUCAUAAUUUUUCCGUGCCACAGACAUGAGUUGCAGUGUAAACACGGAUAAAACACUGUGAGAACAUGAAGAGGAGGGAUGAGGACUGUCAUCUUUAUUAUUUCUGUCCUGAAUAUCUCUCUCACACACACACACACACACAGCUGCUGCUUCUCUGGUGUUGCUCUCAGUGUGUAUGUGCUGUAGUAUACAAGUCCCAACACGUGAUGUGAAAGCGAGACAGAGACUGCUGCAUUAAACUACAGCCACUAACACCCCCCCCCCCCCCCCGGGUCUCUCCGUCUCCCUCUCUUUUUCUCUCUCUCUCUCUCUCUCUCUCUCGCUCUCUCUGAGUGUGUGAAAAAGCCAGCUGGAUUUUUUUUAUUUUAGUUUGUAGAUUUAUUCUGUGCUGUAGGAAAUCGUGACAUUCACGCCGGAUCCGCUCGUAUCUCUCCUCCAUCCUGCGAAGCUCGGGUUUCUGUGUGACGAUACGAGGAAGUUUCCAGAAGAAACCUCGUGCUUUCAAACACCGCCUCCUUCAUCUUCUUCACCGCUCUGUGAAUUCAGUUCAUCUCAUUACUGAGCUUUUGUUUUAUGAUACUCGUUGAUAUAUGGUUUUUUUUUCUUCCCUGACAAUAAUUCCCAUUCUCAUUUUCAUACCACUGAUUAUUAUUAUUAUUAUUAUUAUUAUUAUUAUUAUUAUUAUUAUUAUGAUCAUGAUCAUGAAUAAAGUUUCUUCUUUCAAAA